AGCGUCUAGAGCGCAUGCGCACUGCGCCGCCGCGCCUACAGCUGCCCUGGUUACCGUUGGUGUUUGCGAAUUCUUUGCCGCGAUUUCCUCGCUUGAGACCGGCGCCGCCAUGCUCUAGUGGCUGUUUGAUACGCGCGCGCCCGCGUCACGUGUGCCGAAGCUCCCUGGCUGUCUCUAGCGGGCGACUGAGUCAGGAGGAAGGAGCUGCGGCCACCGCUUGCCCUCCCCUGCGCCCCGGGGCGGGCGCGCGAAUAAAAAAUGGCGAAGUAGGGGUAGCCGGUGCCGAAUCUGCAGCGAUGGGGCGCGCAGGUGGGACGGUGGUAGAAGCUUCCUGAUGUGGGCAUCGGGCUUUUCUCCGCGGCGGAUCUGACCUGGCGACCUCGGGCCGGUGCCUAAUAGGUCGGAUCACGGACUCCUCGGGUCGCCGAGGCCCUCGCCGAGAGCUUGAGGCAAUGGAUGAACAGAGCGUGGAGAGCAUUGCUGAGGUUUUCCGAUGUUUCAUUUGUAUGGAGAAGUUGAGGGAUGCACGCCUAUGCCCUCAUUGUUCCAAGCUUUGUUGUUUCAGCUGUAUCAGGCGCUGGUUGACAGAGCAGAGAGCACAAUGUCCUCAUUGCCGUGCACCUCUUCAGCUACGAGAACUGGUAAACUGUCGUUGGGCAGAAGAAGUAACUCAACAGCUUGAUACCCUUCAACUCUGCAGUCUCACCAAACAUGAAGAAAAUGAAAAGGACAAAUGUGAAAACCACCAUGAAAAACUUAGUGUGUUUUGCUGGACUUGUAAGAAGUGUAUCUGCCAUCAGUGUGCACUUUGGGGAGGAAUGCAUGGUGGACAUACCUUUAAACCUUUGGCAGAAAUUUAUGAGCAGCAUGUCACAAAAGUGAAUGAAGAGGUAGCCAAACUCCGUCGGCGUCUCAUGGAAUUGAUCAGCUUAGUUCAAGAAGUGGAAAGAAACGUAGAGGCUGUAAGAAAUGCAAAAGAUGAGCGUGUUCGGGAAAUUAGGAAUGCAGUUGAGAUGAUGAUUGCACGGUUAGACACACAACUGAAGAACAAGCUUAUAACACUAAUGGGUCAGAAGACAUCUCUAACACAAGAAACUGAACUGCUGGAAUCCUUACUUCAGGAGGUGGAGCAUCAGUUGCGGUCUUGCAGUAAGAGUGAAUUGAUAUCUAAGAGCUCGGAGAUCCUCAUGAUGUUUCAGCAAGUUCAUCGAAAACCCAUGGCAUCCUUUGUCACCACUCCUGUUCCACCAGACUUCACUAGUGAAUUAGUACCAUCUUAUGAUUCAGCAACUUUUGUUCUAGAGAAUUUCAGCACUUUGCGCCAGAGAGCAGAUCCUGUGUAUAGUCCACCUCUUCAAGUUUCAGGACUUUGCUGGAGAUUAAAAGUUUACCCAGAUGGAAAUGGAGUUGUACGUGGUUACUACUUAUCUGUGUUUCUGGAACUCUCAGCUGGAUUGCCUGAAACUUCCAAAUAUGAAUAUCGUGUAGAGAUGGUUCAUCAGUCUUGCAAUGAUCCUACAAAGAAUAUCAUUCGAGAAUUUGCAUCUGACUUUGAAGUUGGAGAAUGCUGGGGUUAUAAUAGAUUUUUCCGUUUGGACUUACUGGCAAAUGAAGGAUAUUUGAAUCGACAGAAUGAUACAGUAAUUUUAAGGUUUCAGGUACGUUCACCAACUUUCUUCCAAAAAUGCCGAGAUCAGCAUUGGUAUAUAACUCAGUUGGAAGCUGCACAGACUAGUUACAUUCAACAAAUAAAUAAUCUUAAAGAGAGACUUACCAUUGAACUAUCUCGAACUCAGAAGUCCAGAGAUUUGUCACCACCAGAUAAUCAUCUGAGCUCUCAAAAUGACGAUGGCCCCGAGACAAGAGCUAAGAAGUCUGGGUCAAGCUCUGACAUGCUUCUCGAGAGUGGUCUAACUACAGCUUCUGUGAGAGAAGCUAAAGAGGAUGAAGAAGAUGAGGAAAAGAUUCAGAAUGAAGAUUAUCAUCAUGAGCUUUCCGAUGGAGACCUGGAUCUGGAUCUUGUUGGUGAAGAUGAAGUAAAUCACCUCGAUGGCAGUAGUUCCUCAGCCAGUUCAACUGCAACAAGUAACACAGAAGAAAACGAUAUUGAUGAAGAAACUAUGUCUGGAGAAAAUGAUGUGGAAUACAACAACAUGGAAUUGGAAGAGGGAGAACUCAUGGAAGAUGCAGCUGCUGCAGGACCUCCAGGUAGUAGUCAUGGCUAUGUGGGUGCUGGGAGCAGGAUGCCAAGAAGAGCACAUUUGUGCUCUGCUGCUACCAGUAGCUUAUUAGACAUUGAUCCUUUAAUCCUAAUACAUCUGUUGGACCUUAAAGACCGGAGCAGUAUGGACAACUUGUGGGGCUUACAGCCUCGCCCACCUGCUUCACUUCUACAGCCCACAGCAGCAUAUUCCCGAAAAGAUAAAGAUCAAAGGAAGCAGCAGGCAAUGUGGCGAGUUCCGUCUGACUUAAAAAUGCUAAAAAGACUCAAAACUCAAAUGGCUGAAGUUCGAUGUAUGAAAACUGAUGUAAAGAAUACACUUUCAGAAAUAAAAAGCUGCAACGCUGCUUCUGGAGACAUGCAGACGAACCUGUUUCCUGCUAACCAGGCAGCUCUAGCUGCGUGUGAAAUGGAAAAUGCUGGUAGAUUACAGGAUUUGGGAAUGGAGCUCCUGGCAAAGUCAUCAGUUGCCAGUUGUUACAUACGAAAUGCUACAAAUAAGAAGAACAAUUCACCCAAGCCAGCUCGGUCCCAUAUCGCAGGUAGCCUAUCACUUCGAAGAGCAGUGGACACUGGGGAAAAUAGUCGUUCAAAGGGAGACUGUCAAACUUUGUCAGAAGCCUCCCCUGGAAGCUCACAAACGGGAAGCAGGCACAGUUCUCCCCGGGCCUUGACGCACAGCAGUAUCGGUGUUAUUCUGCCCAAAACUGAAGACCGGCAGUGUCAGGCUUUGGACUCAGAUGCUGUUGUGGUUGCAGUUUUCAAUGGCUUACCUACUGUUGAGAAAAGGAGGAAAAUGGUCAUCUUGGGGGCUAAUGCUAAAGGAGAUCAUCUGGAAGGAAUACAAAUGACUGAUUUGGAAAAUAAUUCUGAAACUGGGGAGUUACAGCCUAUACUACCUGAAGGAGCUUCAGCUGCCCCUGAAGAAGGAAUGAGUAGCGACAGUGAUAUUGAGUGUGACACUGAGACUGAGGAGCAGGAAGAGCACAGCAGCAUGGGCGGAUUUCAUGACUCUUUCAUGGCACAGCCCCCAGAUGAAGACACGUGUUCCAGUUUUCCCGAUGGUGAACAAAUCGGCCCUGAAGACCUCAGCUUUAACACUGAGGAAAACAGUGGAAGAUGACUUGACUAGAAACUGACACUGCUGCUGGUGGGUUGGUCACAAGAUCUAGACUUCAGAGAACGACAGAUGUGCAUGAGGUCCAGGUGUGGGGGUCGCGAGUAUCAGAACUAUGACAAGAUUCUAGGACAGUAGCUGGGGUUCUGUUUACUCCUUUUCAGCCGUACCAAAAGAUUGGAAAAAAGGAGAAAUGGCUUCAAAGUCAAGAGAAAACAAAUACUGAAGAUAUUUACUUACAUCCAAAUUUAAAAAAUAAAACCUGUAGGUUAUAACAAUCU
Chrysochloris asiatica (Cape golden mole) is the source of this 3619-nucleotide messenger RNA. RefSeq names its product tripartite motif containing 37 (gene TRIM37). The transcript has 25 exons. Lineage: Eukaryota; Metazoa; Chordata; Mammalia; Afrosoricida; Chrysochloridae. Bases 453 to 3344 code for a protein of 963 amino acids. Gene Ontology annotation, cellular component: aggresome; peroxisome. Gene Ontology annotation, biological process: negative regulation of centriole replication; protein autoubiquitination. The record is from RefSeq and is a predicted model, not a curated record. Gene Ontology annotation, molecular function: tumor necrosis factor receptor binding; ubiquitin protein ligase binding; ubiquitin protein ligase activity.